UAUGCGGCAGUCUUCGUGUCUGUCCACUGCCAAGAGGAGGAGGAGGAGGAGGUGGAGGAGGUGCAGCAGGUGGAGGAGGAGGAGGAGGAGGUGGAGGAGGAGAAGGAGGUCGAGGAGGUGCAGCAGGUGGAGGAGGCGUGGACCAGGGGGUCGGUGAAGGCGUGCACCUGCGACUGUGAGACCGCAGACCCCUUGACAGGGGGUCCCAGCAUCACCUACCCCACCCUGCCCCCGGCCUCCCCGCAGGGCCCACCUCGGGACUGCAUGCCAGAGUGCCCGUACCAUCGGCCCCUGGGCUUCGAGUCGGGCUGGGUGGCCCCGUCCCAGAUCAGCUGCUCCAACCAGGCCCAGUACGGGGGCUGGUACCUGGCCUGGCUGCCACACAGGGCCCGGCUCAACAACCAGGGCUUCGGGUGUGCGUGGCUCUCCAAGUACAACGACCCCCGCCAGUGGCUCCAGCUGGACCUGCAGCAGGUGGGCGUGGUCUCGGGGGUCCUGACUCAGGGCCGCUGCGACGCCGACGAGUGGGUCACCAAGUACAGCCUGCAGCACCGCAGCACCGCCACCGCCCGCUGGGUGUACUACAAGGACCAGAGCGGCAACAACAGGGUGUUCUACGGGAACACGGACCGCUCCUCCACGGUGCAGAACCUGCUCCGCCCUCCCAUCGUGGCGCGCUACGUCCGCCUGCUGCCGCUGGGCUGGCACACGCGCAUCGCGCUGCGCAUGGAGGUCCUCAUGUGCAUGAAGAAGUGCAGCACACCUGGCCCCGCCCCCGUCUGA
Messenger RNA from Gadus chalcogrammus (walleye pollock), 783 nucleotides. Its product is annotated as retinoschisin-like. The transcript has 5 exons. Lineage: Eukaryota; Metazoa; Chordata; Actinopteri; Gadiformes; Gadidae. The annotation marks the transcript as partial. The record is from RefSeq and is a predicted model, not a curated record.